Messenger RNA from Schistosoma margrebowiei, 1761 nucleotides. The record is from the annotation of a GenBank genome assembly. NCBI's taxonomy places the organism in Eukaryota, Metazoa, Platyhelminthes, Trematoda, Strigeidida, Schistosomatidae.
GUUUACUGCUCAAGGUCGUUGGAAUGAGAGCGAAAAUCUGAAAGUGUCUGACUUGCUAGGACAUGCGCUCAGCUUCUUGUUUGAGACGUUAUGCUAGGCAUUUCUCUUCAAGCAUCCAAAGAAGCCAGCUAGAUAUCACAAAAGUUUCAUUGAAAGAUGUGAUCGAUCAAGGGUUCGGUAAUCACUCGAAACCGUUCACCGAGGAUAAGGAAACUAAGAUCACGCACUUGAGUAAUGGACUUCGUGUGGCUUCUCAAAACAAACUUGGUAGCCAGUGUGCAAUAGGAGUUAUUAUUAAGGCUGGCCCUAAAUAUGAGGGGAACUUUGCCAGCGGGACUUCUCACUACCUUGAGAAACUAGGAUUCCAUUCAUCUGACCUUUAUGCAGAUCGAAAUUCUUUUCAAGAGGCCAUGGAAAAUUGUAACUCGAUUUUUGACUGUCAAGUAGCCAGAGAUUUCAUAGUCUAUGCAGUAUCUGGUUUCAACACAAAUAUGGAUAAACUUACGCAUAUAUUAUCUGAAACAGUUCUUAGGGCAAAAUUUACUGAGGAAGAGAUUGAAAUGGCAGCUAAAAGUAUUUCCUUUGAACUAGAAGCUUUGGAAAGAUCACCACCAGUUGAACCAAUUAUGAAUGAAUUAUUACAUGUGACUGCUUAUAAAAAUAACACACUUGGCUUGCCAAAAUAUUGUCCUAAACAGAAUUUAGAUAAAAUUAAUCGCGAAGAUAUCAUCAAAUUUGUUGCCACUCAAUUCAAACCAGAAAAAAUGGUGAUAGCUGGUGUCGGAAUUGAACAUGAUGCACUAGUAAAGUCUGUAGAGAAAUACUUUAUUCCAACAGUGCCUAAUGUAUCUUACGAAAAGGCGGCUAGUGAUCUGCCUUCACUUAGCACUACUGUCUCCGAAUAUACCGGUGGUUAUUAUAAGUUAGAACGUGAUUUAUCACAAUAUCAUGCACCAAUGCCUGAAUAUGCUCAUGUUGGCAUCGGUUUUGAAUCAUGCAGUUAUACAGAUCCACAAUUUGUACCAGCAUGUGUACUUCAUUCAUUACUUGGUGGAGGUGGAUCUUUUUCAGCUGGUGGACCUGGCAAGGGUAUGUAUACUCGACUAUAUCUAAAUAUUUUAAAUAAACAUCAUUGGGUAAACUCAGCACAGGCUGAAAAUCAUGCUUAUUCUGAUACAGGAUUAUUUACUAUUAUUGGCAGUUCAUUUCCAACUUAUCUAGAUCGUUUAGUUUAUACUUUGAUUAAUGAAUUGCACCAUACUAUAUCAUCUUCAAUAUCACAUGAAGAGUUGUCGAGAGCUAAACAUCAGUUGAAAUCUAUGCUUCUAAUGAAUUUAGAAACUCGUGCUGUUAGUUUUGAAGAUAUUGCUCGUCAGGUGCUUACAUCUGAUGUGAAACGUGAACCAGACUAUUGGGUUGAUCAAAUAGAGAAAGUAACUGAAAAUGAUCUUCAUGAACUUCUUCAUCGUAUGAUUUAUCGAUGCAAACCAACAUUAGUCGGUUUUGGACAAGUUGACAAGUUACCAUCAUUUGAAAAUACUGUUUCAUUAUUAAAUGAUGAAUCAUAUAAAGAGAAGAAAUUAAAGACAAAAUAUAAAAUGUCUAAUAUAUUUAAGGGAAUUAUUUAAUUUCAUCUUUUCGCGUUUUUCUCUCCAUCCUCUUUUUUUCACUUGUCAUGUGUGUUCUCUUAUAUGAGAGAACCCAUAUGAUUUGUAAAUUAUUCAAUAUAACUGGAUCAUGAUUAGUUGUGUAAAUGAUGAA